AAGGCUUGCAGUCUGGGCUACUAGCAGAGAACUUAGUUUCUCCCUCAUUGCCCAGGGGAAAGUCCCCGGACCCGUGGCAGAAAGUGCCCUGGUUGAACCCAGUUCCGACUAACGCUACACCGUUACUAGCUAAGACGUUCUUCGGAGCUGAGCUUGGUCAUCGUUAGUCGACUUUGUCAGCUCGUAUAGUCAUGCAAGCGUGCGCCAUUACACGCUUCAACAGAACGGGGCUCAUUCUCCGAAUGUCACACUUUUACAGAAAAUUAUCCAGCUUGUGUUCCGUGUUUUGGUCUGAUGAAAACAUCACCAAAGACACACGCGGCGUAUUUUCUCACAGCUGGUGUCACCACAGUGACGAAUGAGAGUGAAAUUAUGAUUUAUACCUGGAAUAGGACAACUUUGCACCUUGAGCUUCGCUCAGAGUUUAGGCCGUGUUUAGGUCUCCAUCUUUCGGCGAAUUGUAUGAAGUGCAACCCGUCCAUCUGCCAGGAGGAGUAAGUCCCCCCUCUUUAUUGACUAUUACGGUUGAAUAUGGUCAGUAACUUGUCAUUGUGGUUUGACAUAUUUUAACCCUCUCUUUAUAAAUGUAGGCUAUACAGUCGAAGCAUAUACAAAAGAGGACCCAGAAGCUUAACGUGCAUUGUCAUUAUUAUAGUGGAAUGCGUGUACUGAAAUGGUCUGUGGGUGUCCAUUUUCUAUAGUCUCACCUUUCUGUGAGAACAAUGAUACCGCCUCUAACACCGUGACACCGCUAGAGGGAGCACCAUCCCCGCAGCAUCCACCCUAAUACCUCCUGACAUGACAGACUGUAGUCCACAGGAUUAGGCUGCACACAGAAAGAUUAUUGCAUCACAUGGUGGACCCUCCAAAUGGUGGCUCGUAGUAGCCUGCCACAUUCUCCCAGCUAUCCCACAAUUCCCUCUGCCUGGGCGUAGGCGCACGCAGCGGCAGCAUCACAAAGGUUCGGCUCCUCCCUGCUGUAUGCUGGAGGGAGGGAGAGGAUCAGGGUCAGAUGAAUUCCAGUCUGAGUGACGGUGGCGGUGUGUGUGCGAAUGAAAAUACGAGUAUGUGUGCAUGUGUGUGAGGAAGGGCAAAUCAGAGAGGAUCAGAGAGGAGCAGUGUGUGUUCAUGUGUGUAUGAGGAGAAAAGGGAGGCAGUGAGUAAGGCAGGCGGGAGGGGGACGCGAGGAGAGGAGAGAGAAGGGGUGCACAAGGUAAAAUACAAGACAAGAGAGCCCGCACUGAGAGGGAAGAUGGCUGAGCCGGAGCUGAAAUCGAGAGGCAGUCGGGAGAGUGUUGCCAAGGCGGCGAGCCAAGAGAAGAUGGGGGGAACUGACCACGAUGGUCUCAUCGAGGAGCGGCCGGCCUCACCGCCGACGCACACGGAGGCUGCCCCGGAUGCCACGACCGGCCAGCCCGGCAAGGGGGAAAAGAUUGUGCUCAAACGCAGCAUCACCCUCUUCAACGGGAUUGGGAUGAUCAUAGGAACCAUCAUUGGCUCGGGAAUCUUUGUCACUCCAACAGGUGUAGUCAAGGAGACGGGCUCGGCUGGCCUCUCCCUGAUCGUCUGGUCUGCGUGCGGAGUGGUGUCUACCAUGGGUGCCUUGUGCUACGCUGAGCUGGGCACAACCAUCGCUAAGUCUGGGGGAGACUACACCUACAUCCUGGAAGUGUACGGUGAACUGGCAGCUUUUCUGAAGCUGUGGGUGGAGAUGCUGAUCAUUCGGCCGUCGUCUCAGUAUGUGGUUUCUCUGGUGUUUGCCACCUACCUCCUGAAACCUCUGUACCCGACCUGCACCGUGCCAGACAGCGCUGCCAAGCUGAUCGCCUGCCUGUGUCUCACUUCCCUGACGUUUGUAAACUGCAUCAGUGUGAGGGCAGCCACCAAAGUCCAGGACCUGUUCACAGCCUCCAAGCUGCUAGCUCUGAUCAUCAUAAUUCUCUUUGGUUUCAUUCAGAUUUCCACAGGUGACAUCCCAUAUCUGUUACCAGAAAAUGCUUUUGAAGGCAGCAAAUUCGGAGUGGACAACAUUGUCUUGGCGCUGUACAGCGGCCUCUUUGCUUUCGGCGGCUGGAAUUACCUGAACUAUGUAACUGAGGAGAUGAUCGAUCCAGAGAGGAACCUACCACUGGCCAUUAUCAUAUCUAUGCCUAUAGUGACAAUAGUGUAUGUUCUGACCAACCUGGCCUACUUUACCACCAUCUCUCCUCAAGCCAUGGUGGAUUCGGAGGCCGUCGCUGUGAGUUUUGGGGAGUAUCAUCUGGGGGUGAUGGCCUGGCUAAUCCCUGUCUUUGUUGGACUAUCUUGCUUUGGAGCCGUCAACGGAUCUCUCUUCACUUCAGCACGCUUGUUCUACGCAGGGGCUCGAGAGGGUCAACUUCCCGCAGCUUUGGGACUGGUUCACACAGACCUGUUCACGCCUGUGCCAUCCCUCAUAUUCACUUGUUUCCUGUCCAUGAUGUAUGCCAUCUCAAAGGACAUCUUCUCUGUCAUCAAUCUGUUCAGCUUCUUCACCUGGCUGUGUGUCGGUAUGGCCAUAGCCGGCUUGGUGUGGCUACGGUUGACCAAGCCUGACCUCAGAAGGCCGAUAAAGGUGUAUCUGUUCAUUCCUAUCACUUUUGUGUUGGGCUGCGUCUUCAUGAUCGUGGUGUCCUUUUGGGCAGCUCCAUUUGAGUGCCUGGUGGGCAGCGGCAUCAUUCUCACGGGCAUCCCUGCAUAUCUACUGGGCUACAAGUGGAAGAAACCACAUAUGGUCCAAAAGAUGCUGGAAAUCUUCACGAUGUUCUGCCAGAAGAUCUUUAUGGCUGUUCCUGAGGAGAAGGAGCAACGUGAGGCGACUGAGUAAUGCUGGAGAAACUGGACCAGAUGGCAGACUGAGUCAUUUUUGAGUGUUUACAUGAAUUCACCUGUGAUUUUCUUUUUUCUUUAUUUAACAAUGUAACUGUGGAAGAAUUUCAUGUUUUACAAGAGGGGCCGGACAAGCCGAAAAGCAGGGUCUGUUUUUAUUUCAUGGCCACUCCUAUGUGUUUAAAAUGUCUAAAGUAUGAAUAACAGCUACAGGCACAGGAUGGUUUAUUAGUAUAGUGCAGAAUUAACACUGGCCUGCAGGUUUACUGCUCACCCGAAAGUAAACUCAUGAGCAGUCUAAGAAAAAGAUGACUGCCUUUUCUUUAAGUUCUUUUAGUUUAGUUCUACUGUUUUUUUUCUAGGUCAACUAACAACCAAACUAAACUAUAGAGUUUACAGGCAGUUAACACUUUGAAGCUGACGUUAAACUGAAAACAUGCCAUAAUUUCUAAUAUCUUAACUCAUCUGAUAGUGUAAAAUUGUCAGCAUAUGAUUAUGGUAGCACAACUGACUACGUUAUACCCAUGGUAAUAUUUUUUAAGUAACAAUUUACAAUUUUGUAAUUUUUUAAAUACAUUUCUAAGAUGAAUCUGCAGGACUUAUCUGAAAGCACUGACUAAAGGGAGAUAGAAUGACAUUUGAAAUGUCAGCUUAGCAUAGCUGCUGUCAGACAGGUCUGUUUCUUGUAUCAUUUCAUUCCAUCUGUAAGACCAUGUUAGUUUAACGUGCACAUGAUGAAAUGGCGAUGGAAACCAGCACCUCUGUUCUCUAGACGUAUCUACAAGAAGCAGAAUACCUGUACAGACAUCACUGUAGUGGUUGUAGAAGUGUUUGUGUUGAAAAAGUUUGUUGUCUGUGUCAGUGCUGAUAUUUCUUUUUUUUAUGACACUCUGAGACCAAAAUGAAUGUUGCAAAUGUAGAAAUACAGGCAGCAAUAACCCAGGAAAAAAAAAAGACAAAACCAUCGGGCUGUUGUCAGGUUGAUACUUUUGUCGUAAAUCUAAAUUUUACUGGACAAAGGAAGGCACGCAUUCAAGCUUGAUUAUAAUAUAUGGUGGCUUAAGGCAUAAAACAUUAAGACAGUUGCCAUUCCUCCAACAUCAAAAAUGUUUAAUCUAUCAGAGUGCUUCACGAUGGCAUAUGGCAGAAGAAAGAAAAAAACAUGGAGGAAAAUUACCUCCUUGAUGUUGGUUCUGUCUGUAGCAUACAGUGAUAGGACAUGAAAUGUGAGUUUUCUUUUUCAGGGAACACAAUAAGCCCUCAAUCAUGAUACUUUCUAAUGGAAAAAGGGAAUUUAAAACUAAACAAAAAAAAGAGAUGGAUAUUUAGCCACCUUGAGAAUCCCCUUUACAAACAAUCAAUGGCAUUGCUAUCCAAAGGCAUUUAUAAUGUUAUAUAUUUGCCAUGUUAGAUACUCUCAAGCACAACAAUACACUGCAUAACCGUGUAGCUGUUUUGGGCCAAAAUGGAAUGUAAUCUGAUUUAAAUACAACAAGCAGCACACAGUAUGUGUCUGGAACAAAACAGAUGACAUCCGCUGAUGAUAAAUCGCAAAUUCAGGCCCUUAUCAAUUAUUUUCAUGUUAUAUACAGCAUACUGUAUUUGUGUAUGUACAAAAUAUCUAUAUGUUAGAGUUCAUGAUUCCUGUAAUGAUAUUUGCUUGUUGAAAUUACGGAGAAAGUAAAAAAACUUUUAUUUUUAAUCUUAAAAUUGAGAGUACUUAUUGAAACUGUUGUACCUCACUGGCCAUGGCAGGUACAUGUAACAAUAAAAAGUAUUUUCUUCAAAGUUUGAUUGUUUGGUGUUUGAUGAAAGCAGACAGCAAA
Messenger RNA from Menidia menidia (Atlantic silverside), 4673 nucleotides. NCBI's taxonomy places the organism in Eukaryota, Metazoa, Chordata, Actinopteri, Atheriniformes, Atherinopsidae. The record is from the annotation of a GenBank genome assembly.